Messenger RNA from Epinephelus fuscoguttatus (brown-marbled grouper), 2191 nucleotides. Its product is annotated as tubulin alpha chain-like. The coding region runs from base 16 to 1365 and encodes 449 amino acids. The record is from RefSeq and is a predicted model, not a curated record. Gene Ontology annotation, molecular function: structural constituent of cytoskeleton; GTP binding. Gene Ontology annotation, biological process: microtubule cytoskeleton organization; mitotic cell cycle. The transcript is spliced from 4 exons. Gene Ontology annotation, cellular component: microtubule; cytoplasm. NCBI's taxonomy places the organism in Eukaryota, Metazoa, Chordata, Actinopteri, Perciformes, Serranidae.
GAAGAGACAUAAACUAUGCGUGAAUGUAUCUCUAUUCAUGUGGGCCAAGCCGGGGCUCAGAUUGGCAAUGCAUGUUGGGAGCUGUACUGUCUGGAACAUGGGAUCCAGCCAGAUGGACAGAUGCCCAGUGACAAGACCACUGGAGGAGGAGAUGACUCCUUCAAUACCUUCUUCAGUGAGACAGGGGCAGGGAAGCACGUUCCCAGAGCCAUCUUUGUCGACCUGGAACCCACCGUCAUCGAUGAGGUGCGUACAGGAACCUACCGUCAGUUGUUCCACCCUGAGCAGCUGAUUACAGGAAAGGAAGAUGCAGCCAACAACUACGCCCGAGGACACUACACCAUCGGCAAGGAGAUCAUCGAUCUGGUUCUGGACAGGACUCGUAAACUGGCUGAUCAGUGCACUGGCCUGCAGGGGUUCCUCAUCUUCCACUCCUUUGGUGGCGGCACUGGCUCAGGCUUCACCUCCCUGCUGAUGGAGAGGCUCUCUGUUGAUUAUGGUAAAAAGUCCAAGCUUGAGUUUGCCAUCUACCCAGCCCCCCAGGUCUCCACCGCAGUGGUGGAGCCUUACAACUCCAUCCUGACCACCCACACCACCCUGGAGCACUCCGACUGUGCCUUCAUGGUGGACAAUGAAGCCAUCUACGACAUCUGCCGCAGGAACCUUGAUAUUGAGAGACCGACGUACACUAACCUGAACAGGCUCAUUGGCCAGAUUGUGUCUUCAAUUACAGCCUCACUUCGCUUUGAUGGAGCCCUGAAUGUUGACCUGACGGAGUUCCAAACCAACUUGGUGCCCUACCCUCGUAUCCACUUCCCUCUGGCCACCUACGCUCCCGUCAUCUCUGCAGAGAAAGCCUACCACGAGCAGCUGUCGGUUGCUGACAUCACCAACACCUGCUUUGAACCAGCCAAUCAGAUGGUGAAGUGCGAUCCUCGUCAUGGUAAAUACAUGGCCUGCUGUCUGCUGUACCGUGGUGAUGUGGUUCCCAAAGAUGUCAACUCCGCCAUUGCUGCCAUCAAGACCAAACGCACCAUCCAGUUUGUGGACUGGUGCCCCACUGGUUUCAAGGUGGGCAUCAACUACCAGCCUCCAACAGUGGUUCCUGGUGGUGACCUGGCCAAGGUGCAGAGGGCUGUGUGCAUGCUGAGCAACACCACAGCCAUCGCUGAGGCCUGGGCCCGUCUCGACCACAAGUUUGACCUCAUGUACGCCAAGAGAGCCUUUGUCCACUGGUAUGUUGGGGAGGGCAUGGAGGAGGGAGAGUUCUCAGAGGCUAGGGAAGACAUGGCUGCCCUGGAGAAGGAUUAUGAAGAGGUGGGUGCUGACAACAUAGGUGAUGAGGAUGAAGGAGAGGAAUACUGAAUCUCCUAGGGCCUAGAUUUAAGCCAAAAGUUAAGUAAUGGUUUUAAAAUGGGGAGUAGUGAGGAAAAAUGUAGGUCAAAUGUAUGUAUACAGCACUAUACAGCACCAAUUUUGUGAAGAAAAUAACAUUAAUGGUCCCUAUUACUAUCAUUGUCCUUAAAACUGAGCAAAAUGGUGAAAUAAAAAACACCUAAAACAAGUAGCACCAUGAGGAAGUCAGUCACAUGUACUGCAUUCUGUGACACACAUUACAAAACAAGCUUAGCUGAACAUCUUGAAGCUUUAAAACAUGAGGAUCACAUUUCACACAGUCUGUAGUUAUGGUACUGCAUUUGCACCCAAAGUAACGGCAACAAGCCUGUGGUCAGACGUAUCUCGUUUUGGGCCUUUAAAGAUCUUUUCUCUCAGCAGUAUCAGGCCCAGAAACUUAGACCACACCCUCUCUUUUGUGCACCUCCCCCCACUAUCCUCUCCCAUGUGGAAUGUAAGUUAUGAAAGGGCUCCUAUGUCAGUUUCUAUAUGCCAUUCAGCUGUGACUGUGUGAGAGCGGGAGGGAGAGAAAAUAACUGACUAACUCACUGACUGGUGUUGUUUGUGUAGCUCAUGCUCAGACAGUGGCCUGCAGCAACAAUAGGAUCCCAGUUAUGUAUGAAUCACAGCUCUGUGAUCCUGUGAGGGCUGUUAAAAAGUUGUACCAAGGAUAAACAGAAAACUGUCCUCGGGUUUUCAUGGAAGUUUUGUUUGUUUUGAAUCUUUUACAUUUGAGUUGUGUGUUAAUUUCCAAUGUUAUGUCUCUCUGUGUAUUCUGAAUUGGCUUGUUAAACUC